Messenger RNA from Cuscuta campestris, 996 nucleotides. NCBI's taxonomy places the organism in Eukaryota, Viridiplantae, Streptophyta, Magnoliopsida, Solanales, Convolvulaceae. The record is from the annotation of a GenBank genome assembly.
AUGCUAGGGGUACACCAAAAGUGUACCCCAUAUGUCCUCCACCCCUCCUUGUCCACUAAAAAAGGCAAAAAAAAUUAAAAAAAAUAAAUAAAUAAAAAUCAAAUAAAAAUGUUGAUGGAGAAGACAAAAAACUGCUGCCGGGUACCCCAUAUUUUGUUGUAAGAACUGCCAGGUGGGAGUUAAAAGAAACUCCUAACUCUUCUCACUUUGUUAGCUGAACAGGAAGAUGAUGGUACUGUGUGUGCAAGGCCAAGGACCCGUUUGGAUGAACAGAACAACAACCACGGCCCUAUCUCCUUCUCCCAUCUUCCGCCGUUUCCCAACGCGGCCCUGGAAAGAGGGCAAUCGAUUCAAUUCCGGGAACAAGAAGGCGAGGAGCGUCGUUUUAUCUAAAGCGUUCCUGUUCCCGGUGGAUCCAUGGGCUCCCACCGUCGAUUCUCAGAGCAUAGCUUCCCAGCUCUUCGCCGUCUCCCUCUUCCCUUACAUGGGUUUCUUGUAUUUCAUCACCAGAUCCAAAACUGCCCCUAAACUCACCCUCUUCGGCUUCUAUUUCUUGCUUGCCUUUGUCGGCGCCACCAGUGCAAUACUGAUACGGGGUAUUUCGUUGUGUUUCUUUAAAUGCUUCAACUAUGCCAUGCAGUCCCAGCAGGCAUUUAUGCAAAGGUGGAGUAUGGGACUUCACUUUCCAAUGUGGACUGGUUGCAUGGAGGAGCUGAGUCGCUGCUUACCCUAACAAACAUAUUCAUAGUGUUGGGACUGAGGGCCGCUCUUAGGAAGACUAUAGACGGGAAAGAGAGUAAAUCCUUUGGUGUUACUGAGUUGAAUGAAGAUAGCCAUAAUACAUGACAAGAUCUCUAGGGCAUCUACCACGAACAAUACAUCCAACACGACCAAUAAAUCUUGGUCCUUAUUAUCUUCAUCCUUCAGAUCAUCCAGUCUGAUUUCAAGAAAAUUAUCAGGCAAAGGUUUUAGCUCAUGGCAGAAGUCCAUGACGAU